This is a messenger RNA of Darwinula stevensoni, 1117 nucleotides long. The record is from the annotation of a GenBank genome assembly. Lineage: Eukaryota; Metazoa; Arthropoda; Ostracoda; Podocopida; Darwinulidae.
UGGCAGUCAUAGUGAAAUGGCGCGGAAGUACGCCCUGCUGGUGAUCGACAUGCAGCACCGCUUUCGAGGCAUGGCGGAAUCGAUGGGGAUCAUCCCGCGUGUGGUGAAGCUGGUGAAGCACUGCCACGAGAUGGGCGUGCCCGUCGUCUUCACCCAGCACCACGAUGUGAGGGGAUCCGGGUCGAAGGUCCUCGAGUGGUGGAAUGACCCCAUCAUCAAAGGGAGCGAGGACUGGGAGCUGCUCCCGGAAAUGAAGGAAGUACUGGACCCGGAAAAGGACAUCCGGAUCCAGGAGAAAACCAAGUACGACUCGUUCUUCAAGACGGAGCUGGAGGAGGAACUACGCUCGCUCGGCGUGAACGCCGUCGUGGUGGUCGGGGCCAUGACCAACCUCUGCUGCGAGACCACGGCCCGGUCCGCCUUCUGCAGGGACUUCGAUGUCGUGUUCCUCGAAGACGGUAAUGCGACGAUGGAUGCGAAGUACCACGAGGCGACCUUGCUCAAUCUGGGUGUGGGGUUUGCGAAGAUCAUGACUGCGGCUGAGUGCGAGAACAUCUUCCAAUAACACUUUUUUGUUUGCCUUUUUGCUUCUUUUUUCCUUUUUCAUUUUUGCCUUCCCCCUUUUUUUUGCUUCUUUUCUUUUUUUUUCUUUUCAACCCCCUUCUUUCUCCUUUUUUUUUCAUUCCCAUGGAUUCCUCCUUGCAGAAGCUUCCGCUCUGCUGUGUACGUUGACGCUGAUGAGGAAUAGAAAACCGAUUGAUGAAAGAACUUCCCUGGAUGUCAUUUCUGUUUCCUUAGUUUUUUCUUUUUAGAAAAGAAAAAGCUAUUUUUACGCCAAAAGCUGGAUAUUAUUAAUCAUUAUUUAUCAUUUUUUAUUACUAUAUUUACCAUAAUGUAUCGCUUUACAAACGCGUUUCAGGCAUGCCAUCUACACGAACUUGAAGUUCUGCAACCCUAAAAUCAUCGAGUGACCAACCGGUAACAAGGAAAAUCCGAAUCGGCGAAGACUUCAGCUUGCCACAGCCAAGUCAUGAAAACGAAGCUGUAUUCACUUGUGACUUCGGAAAUCCUUGGGAUUUGGUCCCUUUUUUUUUUUUUUUUUUACUCCUGAAAUUUC